UGUUUCCAUCGCGAGGGAAGGCCUCGGGUCGCGCUCGUCUCGUAAACGUCCGGUCAGUUCGCGUUUUCCCGCGUUUCUUUCGCCUCGUCGCGUUAUUUUUCGCCCCGAAAAUCGUUCGCCUCCUUGAAAUUCGUUCAAUCCGCGCGAGUGAUACACACACACACACACACACACACACGUGAUAUCGAGAUACAUACAUACCCACGGUGGAACUUGUUGUAACGAAAAGGAUCGAGAAGAGAUCGUUGUGUUUAUCAAGUAGUGGCAAGUGUCAUGGGGAUAUAGGAACGCCGGUGAGGAAUCGAGACGCAUGAGAGUCGAUACCGGGUGAUCGGUGAUCACGUGAGGGUCCAGCAGUUUCCGGCGAGGCGUAUCGAGAGAUGUCGACGGAAGAUGGUAUAGAUAAUCCGGCGUUCGCCAGCGAUGAUUGCGCGACCGAGUCGCGGCUGAACGAUGAGCAGCAACAGGUGAGCUUGGAUCACAAGUCGGAGGGCGGUCCCGUGGAGAACGGCCAUCAACGGGCCCAAUUCGUCUCCCAACAGUAUGUCGAGCCCGGAAAGACCAGUCCCGAUCCUCAUCAUCAGAGGACCGAGACGAAGAUCGAGCUGCCCGAAACCAACGACAAGGCCGUGGUCGAGCCGAAAAUGAACGGUGUCCAUGGAAAUGGAAACAACAAUGAUGCUAGUUUCCUUAACAACAGCGCGACCAGCGUGCAGAUUAACGAUACCGGAAAGAAAGAGCAGAUCGAGGCAGUAAACUUGGAACUGGUCUCGAUGAGGCCUUACGCGGGCAACAAUCUCCAAACGAAGGGCCAGGAAGCUUGCGAGGUUCCAGCCGAUCCCUACGAGGAGUACUUCGUUCCAGUGAACGAGCAUCGAAAGUACAUCAGCAGGGGUCCCGAGGCCGAGGUUGAAACAACCGUGGCUGGAGUGCGUUUUGAUUUGGGCCCCGGCGUCGGCCGCGAGGGACUCAGCCUGAGAGACCCUGCCGCCGGACUGGUCGACUAUUCCCACUGGCUGACAGCCCUCAGGGGCGAGAAAUUAUACGUAACGAAGGAUAAGAGAUCGAGGAGCUCGUAUUGGAGAAGAAUGGCCUGUUGGGGAUGUUGCUUGGCGGUCGUGCUGAUAGCUGUCAUCAUCGCCAUUUUGGCGGCGACUGGAAUAAUCUUGACGCAAGAGACUUCCGAACCUCUGGAGAAUCUUCAGCAGAAUUCGCGGCAAUUUGGAGACGUGCGAACGGCCGAGAGUCAAGAAUACAUGAAGAAUCCUCCGCCGAGUCCGCCACCCGCGACUUCGACGUUCCCACCUUGGCCUACGACCGACGAAACCCUUUACAACACUGUCCCAAGCGCCUUGGACGGUGUGCUAAAAUUAGACGAGUUCCAAUGGGACAACGAUCUAAGCGAUCCGAAGUCGAGAGUGUACAGACAAGUGAGCACGGAGAUAGAAGAACACUUGAGGAGCAUGUUGAGGCAGCCAAUGGAUAACGAAACGAUCGUCAAAGUGUAUGACAUAAACAGGGACGGCGAAGUGAAGUUUAGGAUAAGUUAUCCACCGCGUUCCAUCCCAGAAGAAACGCAACAGAUGAUCGAGAAAACGUUGCAGAAAAGUGGCAACAUGAUUGGACACUAUCAUUUGAACAGUUUAAAGGUGACCAAGUUGGUCGACGAUUGUCAGAGCGGGAGUCUUGGGUGUUCAGAAGGGUGCAAUUACGAUUACUCGAAGGGUCUGUUCGUUUGCUUCUGCAGCAGAGUUGGAAAGAUGUUGGCCAGUGAUGGAAAGAGUUGCGUCAAUGAGAAUGAUUUGAGCAACGUGGAAAUGGACGACGAGGUGCCGGAGACCAAUACGGAAGUGGUGCACGAUUACGUGCAGGGAAGAAGCAGAGGACCUGGGUCGGUGUUUGAACCGAGGAGACCCGACAAUUGGGAUCAUUUGGACUUCAGCACGGAAACAACGCACAAUGGACACGCGCCACAAGAUAACGAACACGAAUUUCACGUAUAUCCACAUUCUUCAGCAGAACCGGAACCCACGCAGACGGCCACGACGGAAGAGAAUCGUGUGUUCAAUGACGAAUCUGAUUCGAUACAUUGGAUGCACGAUCAUUCGAAGCAUGAUCAUUCGAAGCAUGAUCAUUCGAUGCAUGAUUAUUCGACUUAUGAUCAUUCGAUGCAUGAUCAUUCGGAACAUGAACACUCGAUGCAUGAUCAUUCGGAACACGAUCACUUGACGUAUGAUUAUUCAAGCUUCUCGACUGCUGAACAUAAACCUGAAAUGGAAUCCAGUUCUGAAUCUUUUGCUGAACCCGAACCUUCUGCUGAGCCAGAACCCUCUGCUGAGCCUGAACCGUCUGCUGAACCCGAACCUUCUGCUGAGCCUGAACCAUCUGCUGAGCCAGAACCCUCUGCUGAGCCAGAACCCUCUGCUGAGCCAGAACCCUCUGCUGAGCCUGAACCCUCUGCUGAGCCAGAACCCUCUGCUGAGCCUGAACCGUCUGCUGAGCCAGAACCUUCUGCUGAGCCUGAACCUUCUGCUGAGCCAGAACCCUCUGCUGAGCCUGAACCGUCUGCUGAGCCAGAACCUUCUGCUGAGCCAGAACCUUCUGCUGAGCCUGAACUGUCUGCUGAGUCAGAACCUUCUGCUGAGCCAGAACCCUCUGCUGAGCCUCAACCGUCUGCUGAGCCAGAACCGUCUGCUGAGCCAGAACCUCCUGCUGAGCCAGAACCGUCUGCUGAACCUGAACCGUCUGCUGAGCCACAACCGUCUGCUGAGCCAGAACCUUCUGCUGAGCCUGAACCGUCUGCUGAGCCAGAACCGUCUGCUGAGCCUGAACAGUCUGCUGAACCAAAGUCUCCUAAUGAACUAGAGUUUGAUCCAGAAUCUUCCACAAAAAUGAUUAAUACCGAACUAGUCAGUUCCAUGGAACCACAAUCUACUGAAUCUAAUAAACUUGAACCUAGUGGAGAAUUACAACCGUCUACCGAAAUAGAACCUUCUGCUGAACCUGAACCGAUUACUGAAGCAAAUCCUGCUAGUGAAUUAUCAACAAAAUUAACUGCAACCGAACAUCCAGAAUUACCUCUUCAAUCAGAUUUCACUGUUAGGCCUGAAACAUCCGGAGAAGAAGAUUCUUCUACCGAACACGAAUUAUCAUCAACCUUGUCACCCAUCGAACCAGAAUUAUCCAAUGAUGAAAAAUCUCGUGAAAAUAUGCCUCCUAUUAUUGAACAUUCUACCGAAAUGCAAAACACUAUAGUGCCAAAAGAUUCUACCGAGAAAACAUCUAUUGAUAAAACUGAAUCUUCUACCGAAUCUCUAAUUGUGAAUAAAGAAUCUUCUGAAUCAAUUAACGAAUCAGCCUCUUCCACAGAAUCACCUAUGGUUGAAAAAGAAACAACAAAUACACCCAAUGUUCCUACAAACAUGGAGUCAGAAUCUACAACGCCAAUGAUUAAUGAAACUACAUUACCAAAUAAUGAAAUGACAAGCAAUGAUGAAUCUUUGCCAGUGAUACCUCUCAUCCCUGAUAUCGAAGAGACUAUGACAUCGAAUCAUUCGUUUUCUGACGAUCAUUCGGAAUCAAGUGUCGCAGUUGUAGACACAACUAUGAUAAUGAAAGACAAUGAAGAAAAGGUAACAACUUCAAGCUCUAUAGAAAUGGACAAAAACGAGCAAGUCACUGAAACAACCAACAUGCCACAAGAUGAAACAACUAUAUACACUACAAUAAGCAUAAAUAAUGACGAAACGAUGAACUCCUCUUCAGAAUCUAGUUCUUCCACUUCAUCCACUAAUCUUCAAUCUUUAAUUCCUGAAAUAGAAUCCACCACUAAUUCUGAGAUAACCUUCCCUAACACAGUGACAGACACUAAAUCGGAAAGCACAACUGAAUCGAAUCCCGUUGCAGAGACCAACAUCACAGAAAUGGAUAACGAAGAGUCUAAAUCUCAGAAUACAUCGUCAAAUGAAUCCACUAUGGAACCUGAAUCACCUCCUCGUGAGACGAAUGAGACCAACGUUAUUGAACACAUGCCAACGACCGUCUUCCCCAAAUUGCCAAAGAAUUUCGGCCAUAACGUGGAACCUCUGAUAGAACCACUGAUAAACGACACGGAAGAGCACAUUAUGCUGAUACCAAAAACGGAGCACACCACGGAAGUUCACGAUCCUCAUGCAAUUAUUCCACAAUUGAUUCCCGAACAAAGCGUCCAAUCCUCAUCGAAUGGAUCGUCGACAAACAUCCCUAACCAAGAUUCGCCAAGAAGUAAAAUUCCAUCCUCUACAGAAGUUGUUGAGACGACUCUCCAUCGAUCAACUGUACGUCCAGACGAGAACGCGGUUUCUUUAAGCGACUCUGUUCGCUAUGAGGAGAAUUUGGACCAUUCGACCAAUCAUCCCCUGCAUCCAGCAAUGUUCCCUGAGAACACGGUCGAACACGCCACGGAGAAAUUUGACUCGGGUUAUGACAAGCACGCGGACGAUAUGUCCCCCUUCUUGCCGGAUGUCCAGAAGGAAAAGGAGGUGAAGAAGGCGCCUAGAUUGGACAAGGACGAGCAGGACGUGCCCAAUCCUUUCGAAGAUCACGUUGAAGAUGUGAUCACCGACAAACCUUUGAUGGAAACGUCUCCUUCUACGGAACGAAACACUAACGAAACCGAAUUAAAGGAUUCUCUGAACGACGUCCACGACGUUGUACGCGAUAACGCGAAGUCUGAUGAGCGGAACGAAGUGGGUCGUGGGUUCAAAGGUGACGGGUUAGACGCCGUUGAAAGUAACGAUACGGAAUCCGGGAUUCAAAAUGGCCUAUUGCUCACUUACGAUGCCGACAAGUCAACGAACGAGGAGCACGUUUCGAUUGAGAAUGAGAGCGGAAUAGCUUCUGAGGAAGAUGAAGAAGCGUUGAAAGUGGUGCCGUUAGAGGAACAGUUCAAGGAGAUUGAAACUACCGUGAAAUACGAUUCGAGUAAAGAUAAAUCAGGAAUUACGGAAGCUGGCCCAGUUAUCGCGGAAGAAGAGAACGAGAAAUCGAAAGAUAACGUUACGAUUCAAGCAUCUUCGGAAAAGCCAGAAGAGAAUGCUGUGGAGGAUCAGUAUAACGACAUUACCGAUGACAGUUUGAGCAAAGGGUAUCAGCAGGACGACACAGAAGUGUCAAAGAGAAUUAAGGACGGAUCUAAUGAGUUAAUGAAUGGCGAUGGAAAAUCCUUUAGCGCGGAUGAAUCUCGUGUAAAUGAUGGAACGAACGUAACGACGACGAACGACACCGAAAACGCAUUGGCCAUGAUUGGAAAUAUCCCUGACAAGCAUCCAGAGGAUGCCAGGCUGACCACUCAGAUACCCGUGCUACCGUUGGAAAUACAGCAAGAGAUGUCGACGACCGAGAAAGUGGAGAGCACCACUGUAACCGAGGAGAAUCCUCGAAGGGACAACGGCACGGAACACCAGAAUGGGGAGGAUGGAACGACAGUUCAGGUACCAAUUACUCACGUGAUGUCGAUGGAGACGAAAACUACUGCCCAGAUACCAAUAUUGCCAGAAGAAUUGCAGACUACUGAAAACGACGUGCUGCUGACCACCUCCACCAUGAGGUCAGAUAUCGAAACGAAGACUGGCAACUUGGAAAACGUGUCUUCUGAGAGCGUGGAACGAAAGGAAAUGCUUGCUAUCGAUACGAAUGAUAAUGAAACUCGAAUAAUUAAUUCAUCAGAACGACAAAUGAAUAGUCAGAACGAUACUGCUGAUGAUUCGAUGGCCAGUGCGGUGGAAAACGAGGGAAAUAAAAGUAAUGAUAACGCGUUAAGUGUUACAAUGUUGGAUAACACAAGUGAGGAAGCACCGACGACAAUGAGCGUCGAGGAAAGUACGAAGGAGAAUGCGACAGAAAGUUCAACGCUCGAACCUUCUCCUUCGACGUCCAACAAUGGAACUGCCAUCACGACAGAAUCGCAGAAAAUGUCCGAGACCUCCACUACAACAGAGAAUGUUAAACCUGUGAUUGAGAUAUUAGAAGAUGACACUGUACCAGUAAGAUUCGACUACAGGACGCAUUUUGUCAUGACCACGCCCAAGGCUAACUUGAAUAUGGGGGAUCUAACGGAGGAAGAUUUAAAAGUGAUCCCAUUAGAAAAGAGUUUAGAAGUGAAGAAGAAAUCAACCGACAAAAAGAUUAUUGAUAAGUACAAGUACAAGAAAGAAAAAGAAUUGAAUUUGGAGGAGAACGAGGAGAACGUGUUAACGGAUAUACCAGAAUUAUCGUCUACUGAAACGCCACAAACGGUGAGGGAGAUCAAAGAGGAGGCAAUCGGUGCCAUUGGCAAAGAAGAAAACUCUGUACCAAAAUUGAAAAUCAUUGAGACUACCAGUGGAUCAAAUCAAACGGAAGUUCGAUCCUCUGUAGCAAAUGAAAGUAUCGGUGGUAAAACCAGCAUAACAGUGCCAGACGCAGCAAAGAAGUAUCCCAGUUUCAUACCCGUUUCAGAGAAGAUCAUAGAGCCAGAAUUUGUUACAGAACCUUUCGUACCUCUUCGAAACUUGCAUCAUUUCCAUCGAUCAGACGUUGCAACGGAACAUCCAUCGAUAACAAAGGAAUCGUCUAACGAAGAUCAUACGACGACGGAGCCAGAACAAGUGACGACAUUAAACGACGAAAAAAUAAACGAAACGGAUUCCUCCACGUUCCCUACAAACCAAUCGCCCAUUCCUUCGAGCACAACUGUUGACGUUUCAUUGAUGCAAACGAAAUUACCUGAAACUGUAACCGUGGAAGCAACCAGCCACAUAGACGUUUCGUUCCUGAAUCUACCUUCGAACGCCGUGUUUUCCAAGUGCGCUGCUGGACAAUUCCAAUGCGUGAAUGGAACGUCCAGGGAUGGCGCGUAUUGCGUGAAACUGUCUGCCAAAUGCGACUCUGAGAACGAUUGCUCGGACGGAUCGGACGAGUUGAACUGCGAAGGUUGUCCAGGAAAUUUCAAAUGUGCUAGUGGGCAAUGCCUGAAACGAGACCUGGUGUGCAAUAAAAUCGUCGACUGCGAUGAUGGGAGCGACGAGAAGAACUGCGAGGAAUGGAAGUGUCAAUUCGACGAAUUCAGGUGUCCUAGUGGAAGAUGCAUUCCUGGUAUCUGGCAGUGCGACGGCCGACCAGAUUGCGAGGAUCAUCGAGACGAGUACAAUUGUGCCGAAAGUUGUGGGAACGACGAAUACCUCUGCCCAACCGAGAAAUGGUGUAUACCAUUGACGUGGCAUUGCAACGGGGUCGACGAAUGUGCGAAAGGAGAGGACGAAAAUUUAUGCGAUUGCGGUCUCGAUCAAUUCAAGUGUCAAACAGGGGGAUGCGUGCCUGAAAAUCAAGUAUGCGAUGGAAUAGAACACUGCCCCGAUCAUUCCGACGAGUGGGGCUGUUUGAUGGCGAACGUGACUGUAGAGAAAAAGUUGACGGAUGGACAGAAAGAGGAUAACGCCGGGAGUGUUGGUGCUCAAGAAUCGGAUACUCCUUUACUGAAAGUAAGACAAUACAACGGCGAAUACCGUCUCGUUUGUUCCGAUGGAUGGAGCGAGGAAUUCAGUACCUCUUAUUGCCAAUCUUUAGGAUUCGCCGGUUCCGAGAGCACAGAGUUCCAAACGAGGGACAAAACUCAGAAGAUUUUCAGAUUAAAGGCGAAUCCCAAUCACCAUGCGCCAUUGGUCACGAAUUUGGAGCAAGUCGAAUUCUGCGUCUCUGACAAAGUCGUGCAAAUCACUUGCCAAGAAUUUUCUUGCGGAUCCGAUUACGGAGAAGGACCAACAGCGAGAUUGGUUGGUGGAACUCCGGCCAGCGAAGGACAAUGGUCCAGCGUGGCUUUGUUGAAGGAACCUAAACUCGGUGCUGCUUGCACGGCCAGCAUAUUGGGUCCUAUGCACGUGCUUGCCAGUUAUUCCUGCAUCCACAGAUAUAAGCAGAGCAAUGGAUGGCAGCUUUUCACCGGCGAAAACCUGCUUAAAGCGCAUCCUGUAAGGAAUAUCAUUCCUUAUCCUCAAGUGAAGUACAAUCAAUUCUUGUAUAACAAUGAUAUCGCAUUGGUGGAAUUAGAGAAGCCUUUAACUUUCUCGAGGAAUGUCAGCGCCAUCUGCCUUCCGAAACAUCCUAUACAGCAAUUCCAGCCGAGACAAAUAUGCGUGAUGGCUGGAUGGGGAUUUUCUGUGAACGGUGAGAUCGAUUUACAGAAGUACCUCAACUUCCUGCCAUUGCCAACGUACGAUAUCGAAGAAUGCAAUGCGACCACUCACUAUGCAGGAUUCAUUACGAAGGACAACAUAUGCGCUGGAUUCACUGAUACGAAUAAAGGACCUUGCUACAACGACGAAGGAGCACCCCUAAUGUGUGAAUCUGGAGGAGGAUCGGUCAGAUGGGAAAUUCAGGGUCUAUUAAGUCAUCACAGCAGAUGUUCGAGAGGUCAUCCGGCAAUUUAUUCCAGCGUGGAACCUGCAUUAUCUUGGUUGCGAAACUCCGUACCUGCUUUGCAAACGCAAAGCUAAAGCGCUAUAACGUGAUUUCGUUCUUUCCACGAGAAUAUGCGAACAUUAGAUGAAUUUUUUCUUCUUUUUUUUUUUUUAAUUCGUACGAAUUGAUCAUAACGAUACAAUGAAUGAACGAACGAAUAAAUUAAAUGAGUCGAUCGAAAAGGAACUGUUGAACGUAUAAGUUCCUGUUAAAAUUCAUGAAACAAAAACAAUGUACUUAAUUUAUAUCCGUCUUUGUUUUUCACAAUAUGUUCCUAUUUAAAUGCGAAGAACGCGGAUUUGAUAGAUAGCAAUACGUAAUCGCGGCCAUAAUUCGUUCUGCAUCAGAAAAAUAUAUCCUAAAUGUUGAAUGAUUUUUUUUUUUUUUUAAUAUCUUUACGAUAAUUAAUAUUGUAAUAUUUUGUGGCAAGUUGUGCUCACAGAAAGUGAAAAGAUAACGGAGAUAACAUAAUUGGCGAUACAAGAUAUUUACAAUUAAGAUUAUUUGUAAAUACUGUAUAAAGUGACUGUUUAAUAUGCUUAACAUUGUAAGAGACUUUUUUUUUACAUGUUUAGGAAAUUAGGUCUCUUAAGAAUGCUGUUUUACAAGUAUUCAAAUAUGUAAAACAAUUUAACACAUUCAUUUAUUCUGCUGAAUACCCAACAAGUUUCGUGUAACAACUGUAUCUAACAGAUUUAUGCUGACAUACACUUUCUAGUUUACUAUCUCAAAAAAAUGUUAGCAGAGGUGUAGUAUUACUGAUUAGUGUAAUGUCUGCGUGAAUUGUUUAUGUAAAUCCAGUUAUUAGAUAUUACAAAAAGUAGCAGUAAAAUGAAAAUAUUUAUUGGAAACAAGAGACCAUUGAAUAAAUAUAUUUGAUUAUUCAAUAAUAAAUAGUUUGUCUCAGAAAUCGUAAAAAGAGAUUUCUGAAAUGAACAAUAGAAUAGGAUAAAAAAUAGAUAGGAGAUAAAUGUAUAUAAUAUAUGAGUAUUUUAAUAAAAUACAUUGUUAUGAAGAGAUACAAUAAUAAAAUAUGUUUAUGUAUGCAUAGUCAUUGAUGAAUGCAUAAGUAUUUUUAUAUGCUAAGAUAAAAAAUAAAUGUAUUUUAAAUGAA
Messenger RNA from Apis laboriosa (Himalayan honeybee), 9589 nucleotides. RefSeq lists its product as uncharacterized. The transcript is spliced from 11 exons. Gene Ontology annotation, molecular function: serine-type endopeptidase activity; protein binding. Gene Ontology annotation, biological process: proteolysis. Gene Ontology annotation, cellular component: plasma membrane. Lineage: Eukaryota; Metazoa; Arthropoda; Insecta; Hymenoptera; Apidae. The record is from RefSeq and is a predicted model, not a curated record. The coding region runs from base 381 to 8510 and encodes 2709 amino acids.